AAAUUGUCAUUCAAAUCAAUUUCAAAUUGAUUUGAAAUCAAUUUCUAAUUGAAAACUGAUGUUUUAAUAUAGUAUAGAUUUGUUCUAAUUUUUUUUUGUAAUACAUCUUGAGGUUGACGAUAUGAUGUAGAUUUUAGUUUAGUGGGCCAAUAACAAAGCAGUCCAGUAGUCGUCGAAGUAUAAUCUGCGCUUAUAAGCCUCUGUGUGUCUUAAGCCUUAACUUCGCCUCCACCAAACUAGGGUUCUCUAUAUCAUCGGCGCCUCUUCUCCACAACUCUAGAUUUUCAGAGAGAAGACAGAAGAGAUGGGUCACUCUAACAUAUGGAACUCGCAUCCCAAGAACUACGGCCCUGGCUCACGCACUUGCCGGGUUUGCGGAAACCCGCAUGGAAUUAUUCGCAAGUAUGGUCUCAUGUGUUGCAGGCAGUGCUUCCGCAGCAACGCCAAGGAGAUUGGCUUCAUCAAGUACCGUUGAUGGUGCAUGGAUGUUGAGGGCUUGAAGAAAAAUUGGAGGUUUUAGGAACUUGUUUGUUUAAGAUAAGCAUGGAUUCUUCAAUUUUUGGUUUUUGCUAGUUGAAUUCUUCCAGACAAAUUAUGUUUCUAUGUCAACUGUAACUUGUCACUUUUUUUAUAGUACUUGCAGUCUUUAUAUUUA
Molecule: messenger RNA, 655 nt
Organism: Salvia miltiorrhiza (redroot sage)
Lineage: Eukaryota; Viridiplantae; Streptophyta; Magnoliopsida; Lamiales; Lamiaceae
Product: 40S ribosomal protein S29-like
Exons: 3
Coding region: 305-475 (56 amino acids)
Biological process (GO): translation
Cellular component (GO): cytosolic small ribosomal subunit; ribosome
Molecular function (GO): zinc ion binding; structural constituent of ribosome
Source: RefSeq, a predicted model, not a curated record